This is a messenger RNA of Cercospora beticola, 924 nucleotides long. RefSeq names its product class I SAM-dependent methyltransferase. Gene Ontology annotation, molecular function: S-adenosylmethionine-dependent methyltransferase activity. The record is from RefSeq and is a predicted model, not a curated record. Lineage: Eukaryota; Fungi; Ascomycota; Dothideomycetes; Mycosphaerellales; Mycosphaerellaceae.
AUGCACGGCCAAGUCAAUCAAGACAUUUUCAACCUCGACGAAGGCUUUUGGGACAACUAUUUGCGUGGUCGACCAAGUCCACCGGAUUCGUUCUUUGCGCGCAUAUUCGAUUACCACGAGGCAAAGAAUGGCCACUUCAAUCACGUUCACGAUGUUGGCGCUGGCAAUGGGCCCUUUUCGCAUCAGCUCAAGUCACGCUUCGACCAUGUCCUCGUAUCUGACAUAGCAACCUCCAAUGUCGAACUUGCCCGAGCUCGCCUUGGAGACAAUGGGUACAGCUACCGCACCGCCAAACUCGAAGACGCCAGCGAUCUCCGAGAGGGCAAGAUGGAUCUGGUAUUCGCUGCCAAUGUCAUGCAUUUUCCAGAUCAAGAACUUGCGAUGAAGGCCAUUGCACAUCAACUCAGACCAGGAGGAACUUUCGCGGCUGCCUUAUUCGGACCCGCUCGUUUUGAGGAUCCAAGGAUCCAAUCUUUGUGGCAGCGCAUGAAUUACGAAGGCGGAAGAACGCUGCUGUCGAAAUCCGAUCGGGUUGAGGAGACCAUUGGCAUCAUGUCACGCACACAGGACCAUUACAACGUAGCGCCAUUGGAUCCUACUUUGUUUGACAAGGGCUCGCAGCGCAUCCACUUAAAUAUGAGCAAGGGUGGCAUUGUGGGCAUGUUACCUCCAGAAACAGCAAAUCUGCACUCGGAGCCAGAUUACACGGGAGAAGAUGACCAGCUGAUCCACGAGGACGACAUUGAAUGGCGUUUCACGACGAACUUCAGCGGUUUGAUGGAGCAUGUCGCAUCGUUUCCAUUUCUUGCUCCCGAAACGUCGGAACUGCAGGAGAUGAUGGAAGAGUUGGAGGAGUAUUGUGGAACACAGAAUGCGAUCCAGGGCUACGUUCCGGUCACGCUCAUUCUGGCUACCCGGUCUUAA